AUGGAAGGUAAUCAAGUGAAUAGUGGCCAUUGUUACAGGUGGAGGAAUAGUGAGAGACCUUAUGAAUGCAGUAAAUGUGAAAGAGCCUUCAGUGCCAAGUCAAAUCUUAAUGCUCAUCAGAGAGUUCACACAGGAGAAAAACUCUACUCAUGUAGUGAAUGUGGGAAAGUCUUCUCUUUCAGGUCACAACUCAUAGUCCACCAGGAAAUUCACACAGGAAGGAAACCCUAUGGUUGCAGUGAAUAUGGGAAGGCUUACAGUUGGAAAUCUCAAUUUUCUUUACACCAAAGGAGUUAUACAGGAGUGAAACCUUAUGAGUGCAGGAAGUCUCCCUUGGUUGUACACCAGAGAAGUCACACAGGAAUGAAACCUCAUAAGUGCAAUGAAUGUGGGAAGGCCUUUAGAAGUAAGUCCUACCUCCUUGUUCACAUUAGAAUUCACACAGCAGAAAAACCCUAUCAGUGUACUGAUUGUGGGAAAGCCUUCAAUAUGAAGACACAGCUAAUUGUGCACCAAAGAGCUCACAGUGGAAAUAACCCUUACCAGUGCAGUGACUGUGGCAAAGCCUUUGGCAGAAAGGAGCAGUUUACCACUCACUUGCUAACCCAUGCUGGGUUGCCUUAUGGGUGCAGUGAAUGUGGGAAGGCUUUCAGCAGCAAAUCAUACCUUGUUAUACACAGGAGAACACACACAGGAGAGAGGCCCUAUGAAUGUAACUUAUGUGAGAGAACCUUCUGUGGGAAAUCACAGCUAAUUAUACACCAGAGAACAACAGAGAAGCCCUAUGAAUGCAGGGAAUGUGAAAAGGCGUAUUCUAGGAAGGCAUCCCUUGAAAUACACCAGAAAACUCACUCAGAGAAACCUUUUAAGUGCAGUGAAUGUAGGAAAGCCUUUAUUCAGAAGUUCUCUCUCAGUGAACAUCAGAGAGUUCACACAAGAGAGAAACCAUGGACGUGCUCUGAGAGACCAAUCAUACUUGACGGGACCGGGCCGGGCCUCUCUGCUUUGUCCUUCGCUAUCGGGGACCAGGGUUGCCGCCCGCCCGUGCCCUGGUCACAGCACGGAGCAGACCCCGGUGCCGGCGUCUGUGGUGGAUGGCGGUGGGGACGGCGCCUCGUCUUCGGACGGGUGCGGGCUGUCUCCGGCCGCCAGCGCGAUCGCGCAGGGCCGCACUCCUGCUGCUCCGGGUCUGGCCAGGCCGGCCGCAGCCGCUUCCUCGACCGCAUUUGGAAGGGCUUCACGAAAGACCAGAGCCGGCCCAGGCCCGCCGCCGUCUCCGCCGAAGGGAGGCACCUCGAAGUCAUUAGAGCAAGUACUUGUUGCUACCACGUGGUGGUGGUGAUCUGA
This is a messenger RNA of Perognathus longimembris pacificus (Pacific pocket mouse), 1347 nucleotides long. It is a transcript of the gene Znf26, whose product is annotated as zinc finger protein 26. Gene Ontology annotation, molecular function: DNA-binding transcription repressor activity, RNA polymerase II-specific. NCBI's taxonomy places the organism in Eukaryota, Metazoa, Chordata, Mammalia, Rodentia, Heteromyidae. Gene Ontology annotation, biological process: negative regulation of transcription by RNA polymerase II. The record is from RefSeq and is a predicted model, not a curated record.